UCUCUAAUACCCUUGUAAAACCCUAGCCCUCUGUUAGGAUUCGAAUUGGGGGAGCUCAGCCGGACGUCAACAAUGGCGAAAUUGGCAGAGCAGGAGUUGAAUCAGAAGAAACGCGAGGCAGAGGACGUUGGAGGGAAUGAAGAAGAAGAGGAAGAACCGAGCUUCGAAGAGAUAGGCCUCGACCCUCGGUUGAUUCGUGCGAUGUCCAAGAAAAACAUCCAGAAGCCUACUCCGAUACAGCGAGUCGCUAUACCCUUAAUCCUGGAAGGUAAAGAUGUGGUUGCACGGGCAAAGACUGGGUCAGGAAAGACAUUUGCUUACCUCCUCCCUCUUCUUCAAAAGCUGUUUAGCGGGUCGGUUCCGAAGCAUAAGGCUGCUCCAAGUGCAUUUAUCCUGGUCCCGACACGGGAACUCUGCCAGCAGGUUUUUGCAGAAGCUUCAUCCCUCAUUGAGUUAUGUAGAGUUCAGUUGAAAGUCGUACAGCUAACAAGCAGCAUGGCUGCCUCUGACUUGAGAACUGCUUUGGGUGGGCCACCUGAUAUUUUGGUAUCAACACCGGGAUGCAUUCCAAAGUGCUUGUCAAUUGGUGUGCUUCAGCCCUCAUCGAUCAGUGAAGCACUUCAAAUUCUUAUUCUCGAUGAGGCAGACCUUUUAUUAUCAUAUGGAUAUGAAGAUGAUUUACGAGCUCUCACAGCUCAUAUACCUAGACGCUGUCAAUGCCUUCUUAUGUCUGCUACAUCGAGUGCUGAUGUUGAUAAACUGAAGAAGUUGAUUCUUCACAACCCCUACAUAUUGACGUUGCCAGAAGUCAAAGAUGUCAAAGAUGACAUGAUACCUAAAAAUGUCCAGCAAUUUUGGAUAUCAUGCAGUACUCGUGACAAAUUACUUUACAUUCUGGGGCUCUUGAAGCUGGAUUUGGUUCAGAAGAAAGUCUUGAUAUUCACUAAUACUAUAGAUAUGGGCUAUCGGUUGAAGUUAUUUUUGGAGAAGUUUGCAAUCCGAUCUGCAGUUUUAAAUGCUGAAUUGCCACAGAAUUCCCGUCUUCAUAUGCUAGAGGAAUUCAAUGCUGGACUUUUUGAUUAUUUGAUUGCUACAGAUGAUAGUGAAAUAAAAGAAAAGGAGAAAGCUAGUGGGGAGAACCAUUCUGAGGUGAAAAAGUCUCGCAAGCGUUCAAAGGCUAAGUUAGAUUCUGAAUUUGGAGUAGUGCGGGGAAUUGAUUUCAAGAACGUCCGUACGGUUAUAAAUUAUGAGAUGCCACUAAGUGUGGCAGGUUAUAUUCAUCGGAUUGGGCGUACAGGAAGAGCAUACAGCAGUGGUUCAUCAAUAUCCUUGGUUUCUUCUGAUGAGAUGGCUAUUUUGGAAGAAAUAAAAUCCUUCCUGGGAGAGGGUGAGAACAAAGAGUCAAACUUAAUUGUCCCAUUUCCACUUCUAACUGAGAAAGCCGUGGAAUCCUUACGUUAUAGGGCUGAGGAUGUUGCAAAGAGUGUGACAAAAGUAGCCAUAAGGGAAUCAAGAGCUCAGGAUCUAAGGAACGAGAUUCUCAACUCUGAAAAGUUGAAGGCUCAUUUUGAUGCGAAUCCAAAGGAUUUAGAUCUAUUGAAACACGACAAGGUCUUGAGCAAGGAGCCUCCAGCUUCUCACCUUAGAGACGUGCCUGAGUACUUGUUGGACCCAAAAACACAGGAAGCCAGCAAGAUGGUCAAGCUUGCUCGGGCUGCUAUGGGGCAGGACAAGCCAGCUCGAAAGAAGGGACUGAAUAAAAGGUUCGGGAAAAGCAGAGAUCCUCUCAAAACUUUCACUGCUGAGACAAGGAAGAGAGGUCAAGGGGGGAAGAUGAAGGGAGACCAAGCAGCCGGCAGUGCCGAUAAUGCCCAUAAACAGAAGAAGAGAAGAGCUAACUUGAUAUGAGUGCUGAUUGUUACCUUACAAUUUCUGUAUGAGAAAAUCUUUUGUAUGCCUCCCAAUUUUGUAUUCAAAUAUUUAGUCAGAUGUGAGUUUAUCAUAAUUUCAAUUUCUUCCCUCUUGUGGAGAUUGGGUGGA
This is a messenger RNA of Punica granatum (pomegranate), 2040 nucleotides long. NCBI's taxonomy places the organism in Eukaryota, Viridiplantae, Streptophyta, Magnoliopsida, Myrtales, Lythraceae. The record is from RefSeq and is a predicted model, not a curated record.